AUGACAACGAAAUAUGGCAUAGAAAUUAGUGCAGAGAAAAACAAGGUGAUAGUUAUAGCUAAAGAAGAUGUGAAAUUAAACUAUCCAAUAACCGUUCCAAACAAGUGCCUAGAACAAAGUACCUGGGUCAAGAGGCAGGGGGAGACCAAGAAAGAGCUGGAUGACCGACAUCAGGGAAUGAGCAAACUUCUCUGCGGGUCAUGCUACAGAGACCGGACGGUGUCUUCCCAAGAAAGACUUUUUAUUAUUGCCCAAGUUGGAAACCGGAACCCAGAGUGGAUGAUUUUAUUAACUUGGGACCGUGAUCAGGACUCGCACCCGCACGCGUGGAGACUCUCGCUUGUCUUUGAAGCCGAGCGCGUUGUUACUGUAUUGUCAUCGCCCGAGGUUGUGGUCGAAGCCCGCAAGAGGUUGUGGACGGCCCCUGAGCUGCUCCGUAGGGGGGCGACCCUCCCCCGGGGUACGCAGAAGGGGGAUGUCUUCUCCUUCGGCAUUAUUCUCUACGAAGUCAUGGGGAGGAAGGGCCCCUGGGGAGACUACAUGGACAAGUUCACCGUGCAAGGUACGUGGGUUGGAUUCUGUGCUGCGUACAUCCUGUCGAAGCUCCGAGAGUGCUGUGAGCCUCCGCUGCGCCCUCCGCUGGACACCCUGAAGGCUCCCGAGUACGUCCACCGGUGCCUGAGGGAGUGCUGGGUCGAGGAACCCGACGAGAGGCCCGACUUCAAGCUCAUUCAGAUGCGCCUGAAGGAAAUGCAGGCAGGGCUGAAACUCAACAUUGUCGACAACAUGCUGGCGAUGAUGGAGAAAUACGCGUAUAAUCUCGAAGGCAAAGUGCAGGAAAGAACAAAACAGCUGAUGGAAGAGAAGAAGAAGACAGAGAUUUUGCUGUUGAGGAUGCUGCCCAAGUCCGUCGCAGAGUCCCUGAAACGAGGGGAAAAGGUGCAUCCGGAAAGUUACGAUAAUGUUACGAUUUACUUCAGUGAUAUUGUUGGCUUCACUUCGCUCUCCGCUACGUCGACGCCUCUGCAGAUGGUCGACAUGCUGAACGACUUGUACACCUGUUUCGACGCCAUAAUUGGGGACUACGACGUGUACAAGGUGGAGACCAUAGGGGACGCGUACAUGGUGGUGUCGGGCCUCCCCAUCUGCAACGGCGACAGGCACGCUGGGGAGAUCGCGUCCAUGGCUCUCAAACUCCUCGACGCCGCCAGGACGUUCACCAUCAGGCACCGCCCUUCGGAUACGCUCAAGCUGAGGAUCGGGAUUCAUUCGGGACCUUGUGUGGCGGGAGUCGUAGGCCUCACAAUGCCAAGAUACUGCCUCUUCGGUGACACUGUGAACACGGCCUCGCGAAUGGAAUCCACGGGAGAGCAGCUGCGAAUCCACAUUUCCCACGCCAAUAAGCUGAUGCUGGAUAAGAUUGGCGGAUAUCUGGUCGAGAAACGCGGACUCACUUACGUCAAGGGCAAGGGCCAGAUGAUGACGUGGUGGCUGGUGGGCGUCCAGACCCCAGGACGCGAGGAACCCGGACGCCGCCCGAGCCAGCCAAGCCACGCCGACGCCCACGCCCGUCGACGAGCCUCACCCGAGCUCCGCCCACACGCCCACCUCCAGCUGCCAGCCCUCGUCUCUUGCUCAAAGUGCUGCCGUUUCGUCCGUGUAUCCCUCCAGCCAUUGUCUUGUGGGGUAUGGCAUGCCCCCUCCUGCGGCCACCCUCUCGGCCUCUAGCCACGACAAUCUUGCUUCCCUCGGCGGCAGUCGCGGUUUGGGAAACGGCUCGCCCGUCUCCACUCACUCCGAACGCCGAACAAACUCGUCCUCCUUUACUCACGAUGUCGAGGUGACUCAUAACCCUACCGUCAG
This is a messenger RNA of Penaeus chinensis, 1863 nucleotides long. RefSeq names its product guanylate cyclase 32E-like. The transcript has 11 exons. The record is from RefSeq and is a predicted model, not a curated record. The coding region runs from base 1 to 1728 and encodes 575 amino acids. Gene Ontology annotation, molecular function: peptide receptor activity; protein kinase activity; guanylate cyclase activity. Gene Ontology annotation, biological process: cGMP biosynthetic process; receptor guanylyl cyclase signaling pathway; protein phosphorylation. NCBI's taxonomy places the organism in Eukaryota, Metazoa, Arthropoda, Malacostraca, Decapoda, Penaeidae.